AUGGACCCGACCUUUGACCCGGAGUAUAUGGACCAUGGAGUUGAUGCAGACACUGGAGCGGAGUAUGGGUCUUCAGGCUCGCAGGCAGAUUACGGUGAAGAAGUGGAGUUUUAUGACGGUGCAGGCAAGACGUGGGGUGUUGGGAAGACUUUCAUGGACCAAUUCAACGAGGAUGAAUAUGCUGCAGAGAGGGAGCAAAACCAAUACUUUCCUUUCGCUAGCAAACCGGACUGGGAGAUGGCAUCGUAUAUUCUUCGGUCCGAUCUUAGCAUGGCCGAAAUCGACGAGUACCUCAAUCUUGAAUUUACCAAAACACUCCCGUUGUCAUUUCGCUCUUCGCGAGAACUCCGAGGACGUGUUGAAUUGCUCCCAGCUCCCCCUCAAUGGAAGUAUCAAAAAAUCACUACCGAGUUUCCAACGACAAAAACCCUUCAAAUAUUUUAUCGGGACGCAAUCGAGUGCUUGCAGUCACUUCUCAGUCACCCACUGUUGGCCGCCAGCUUUGAUUUCAUCCCAUGCAAGGUUUACGAGUCUGCCGAACGUGCGGUUCGAGUUUAUCAUGGUUUCAUGACAGGCGAUCAUGCUUGGAACCUUCAGAAAGACCUACCUGAAGGUGCAUCCCUCCUUGGUGUAGUCCUCUCCUCGGACAAGACCAAGGUCAGCAACAUCGCUGGCAACCGUUACGCGCAUCCACUUCUUGUUAGUCUCGCCAAUAUUGAUCCUGGAGUGCGUGCCAAAGGCUCCUUACAUGCAUAUAUCCCACUUGCUUUGCUUCCUGUUGCAAAGUUCUUGCACAGGAACAAGCGCAUGCAUGGGGUUCUCGCAGACCGUUUACUUCACCAAUGUAUCGACCUCGUUGUUGAGCCAUUGAAGCAGGCUGCCCGUCUUGGCGUUAUGAUGAAUACUCCGGAGGAACUUGUAAUUGCAUGCGCCACUAUGAACUCAUCGCCUGUCACUAUGGCUACCCGUGAAGACUUUGGAGACCCAAUCCGACACCCUCCUCGUGAUGGAUCAUCAACCCUUGCCAACAUUGCAGCGAUUAUAACAUCUAUCUCACCUUCCGAUCUCAUCCCGUUCUUCGAGGCAUGCAAACGCUACAAUCUAAACGGUGUUGACUUGCCAUUCUGGAGGAAUUGGCUUACCGCAAAUCCUUCCUCCUUCCUCACUCCAGAACUACUUCACCAUCUCCAUAAAAUGUUCUGGGACCAUGAUCGUCUCUGGUGCACAACAGUGGUUGGCUCGCAGGAAAUUGAUUUUCGUUUUGCGCUCCUCCAGGUGUGCACUGGUUACCGUGCAUUCAAGGAGGGAAUCUCCGCUUUGAAGCAAGCCACCGGGCGAGACCAUCGCAACGUUCAACGGUAUAUUGUUGGCGUGAUUGCUGGUGCUGCCCCUGCCGACUUCAUAUCUGCUAUUCGGGCCCCUCAUGGAUGGUCUGCAGACCCCACUGAACAUGCGCACAUCAAGGUUGUGAAGGAGCCAGCGAGGGCAGGGAACAAUCACGACUACGACGCGCAAAUGCGUGCACAGGAGGACCACGAAAGGGACGAAGACAACGAGGGUGGUCUUGUCCAGCAUUUUGUCAAGGACUACUUUGCUUGCGCGCGCGACUCAUUAAUGGUGUUCAUCCUCAAGCUCCCCGUCCCUAUCGAACAUUCUCCACCUCAAUUAACGCUUACAUCUCAGCUAUGA
Suillus subalutaceus is the source of this 1689-nucleotide messenger RNA. RefSeq lists its product as uncharacterized. Bases 1 to 1689 code for a protein of 562 amino acids. Lineage: Eukaryota; Fungi; Basidiomycota; Agaricomycetes; Boletales; Suillaceae. The record is from RefSeq and is a predicted model, not a curated record. The transcript has 6 exons.